CUCACCACAGAGCAGAGACACGGGACACACUGAGUGUACGCUGGUAAAAGUUAAAAGCAGAAACGAACUGAAAACAGAGAGAGAGUAAGACAGGAACCACUGAAGCUGCUGUAAAGUAUAGAGACAGACAGGCGCAGACACUGACAGUCAGUAGUGAACACAAACUGUGGUCCACUUUAAUGCAGAGUUACAUGUAAGAGGGGAUUUAAAUAAAACAACUGAGACACAGAAAGACUUCAGGUAACAAGAUGUUGUCUACAAAGGGGGAGCAGAGAACAUUCAGCAAUGGGCGUCUGAGAGACCAGUGGGAGAAGAGAGCCCAGAGCAUCGCCGACGAGAACAAAAAAGAGGAACAAUGGAAGCAGAAAAGUUCCACCAAUCUUCACUUCUCAAAAUGGAACUAUCACUGGCUGGUUGCUAAUGGAGACAAGAUGAAAGAUGGCAUAAGUGAGUUUAAGAGAGUCACAAGUGGUGCAGCUGAAGCAGAAAAAAACAAGCCCAGAAUUCGAUUCAAAGUUGUCCCUCCUCCUCCCAAACCCAAAGCUGACCCUCCUCCUCCACCACCUCCUCCGAGAAGGUCAACGUCACCCAAACUUCGAAGGCAAAAGCGCAAAGUAGAGGUUGAUACAUUUCGAAUUUGCUGGAAGGACUCCUGGAUGAGCUUGAAGCCACCAAAGUAUCUUUUUCUGAAAGCCCAAGAGUUGGAAACCAGAAUUCUAGGGUUCACAACCAUAGAGCUAACUAAGAACAGCAAGUACAAAGCAAAGGGGAGCGGACUGAAGGGUGAAUGGAUGUUUCCUGCUCAUAAGUGGAAUCAAUCCUGGAAACAGGUGAAGAGUCCAGGCCAGGUGGAGCUUUCUGAGGCAAAACAGUUUCACUGGGAUAUUCUAUUUCAAAGAGAGAACGUUUGUAAGGUUGCGAUAGAAACGUAUUCUCUUCCUGUUUGGGCUGGUACCUGGAAGAUCAUGAACUUUCCCUUCAGGCAGGAGAAAAAGGACUGGGAUCAUAUCUGGACUGACUACCAACAAAACCUAACCAACAACUUUGAUCAAAUACAACAGCUAGAGGAGGAGGAUGAACCCUUUGACUGGGAGGAUUCAUGGAAAAUGUCUGGAGCAGAAUUUGAAACAAACGACUUCACAGAUGAUGAGACGCUAAGUGAGAGUUCCUUCAGUGCGGACGCUGAAGUUAUGAUGACUAUAAGUGAUGUGUGCGUACCAGGAUGGAGCAAAUCCUGGUUACUGUCAGCAGCUCCUCCAGAGGAAGGUGAAGAACGGCAGAAAAGCUGGAGCACUUGCUGGGGAUAUAAGCAGCAGCUCAGGUGGUGCAAAGCUUCUGUGAACUCCAAUCAUCAACACAGUGCCAUGCUGGAGAGAAAACGCAAAGCUACAAACUUCCUCCUCACAUCAGAGCUGGACGAGGAGAUGACAGACACCACUGAGUGGAUGGAGGCCUGGAAGGCUCCAAGAGGAUGGUUUAAGGUAGAGGAGGAGGAAACAGAGGAGGAGGAGGAAGCAGAGGAAAUAUAUGUCAAAGGGGAGGAGGAGGAUGAAGGAGUGAAUAAUGAGGACGGAGAUAUGGAUGAGGAAGAGGAGGAUGGAAAUCUGGAUGGUGUGGAGGAGGAUGAAGGAGUUGAAGAGGAGAUAGAAAAGAAAGAAAAAGCCCUUAACAAGAAGGCUGAAGAUGAUGAGGAUGAUGAGGAAGAAGAUGAAGGAGUGGAUGAAAAUGAGGAGGAGGAAGAGGAAGAAGAGUAUGAAGAUACUGACAACAAGAUGGAGGGCGAGGAAGAAGACAAUGAAGAGGAACAGGAUGAAGAUGGUGGAAGGGAGGAUGGAAACAAAAAAGGCAAUCAAAAAGAUGACAAUGAAACAGAUAACGAUGAGGAGGAGAAAGAAGAGGAGGAGGUGGAGGAAGUGGAUGAAAAAACUGAGGUAGAGAAGCAGGAAAAAGGCAACACAAAUGAAAAUGAUGAGGGUGAAGUAGAAGAGGAAGAGCAGGACAGUGAAUUGAAUGAAGAUGAAAAGGAUGACAAAGUGGAAAAGCUGAAUGAGGAAGGCACAGACAAAGAAGAGGAAGUGAAUGCAAAAAUAAAGGAACAAGAGGAGGAGGAAGACAUAGAAGAUGAGGAAGAGGAGAACAAGAAUGGCAUAAAUGAGGAGAAAGGAAACCAUGAUGGUGGCAGGGAUGAAGAUGCAGAGGUAGAUGAGGAAGACGAGGAAGAUGAAGAUUAUAAUAACAAUGAGGAUGAAACAAAUGUAUGUGAAAAAGAAAAAUACAAAGAGAUGGACAAGAAAUAUAAAGGUGGAGAAGAAGAAGAAGAAAAAGAAGAGGAAGAAGAAGAAGAAGCAAAAGAAGAAGAAGAAGAAGAAGAAGAAGAAGAAGCAAAAGAAGGAGAGGAAGAAGAAGAAAAAGAAGAAGAGGAAGAAGAAGGAAAAGAGGAAGAUGAAAAAGAUGAAGAUGAUGACAAAGCUGACGAAGAUGAAGAAGAGGAUGAUGUGCAAAAGAAUGAAGGCAAUAAAGUAGAUAGUGAGGAUGAAGAAGAAGAGAAAGAAGAAGAGGAUGAAGCAGACGACGACCAGGAGAGUGAUGAGGAUGGUAAAGACAGAAAGGAGAAUGAAAAUGUUGACGAGGAGGAAGGUGGUGUAAUAUUUGAGAAAGAUGAAGGAGAAAUUAAAGAGAAUGACAAAAAAGCUGACCAUCACAAGGAUGAGGAAGAGGAGGAGGAGGAUGAAGAGAAGGAGGCUGGUGAGAAAGAAAAUGAAGCAGAGUUCCACAAACUGAACGCCUGCUUUCCCUCCUGGAAGAAGUCAUGGAUGGUGGCAGUAGCUCACAGAGGAGGUUAUGAUGCUGAGGAUGAGGCUUACGAAGAGGGUGAGGAAUCGGAGUUGAGAGCUUGGAAGGACUCAUGGAGGAUUUGUCGCUAUAGAAAGCCAGAUGAUGAUGACGUGGUGUGUUUCUCUAUGGAGCACCGGAGUCAGCGGUAUAUGGGACUGACGCAUGAAGAAGACGGCAUGCCAAACAACCCUAUCGCCUGCGGGAAGAAGCUCCUCCUCAGUCUCUCUGUGUUGGUCUUCAGGGAGCAGAAUCGCUUUCCUGACCUCAACAGAGAGAACAGUCCGUUGUUGGGAUGGCUGAGGUCCUUCACGAUCUUCCUGGCCUUGGUCCAGCACCGCCUGCUGUAG
Neolamprologus brichardi is the source of this 3182-nucleotide messenger RNA. Lineage: Eukaryota; Metazoa; Chordata; Actinopteri; Cichliformes; Cichlidae. The record is from RefSeq and is a predicted model, not a curated record.